GUACGAUUUCCUCCCUUGCCGAGACUUCUAUGACCCUCCUUUGACUAUAGACAUCCUGAGAUAGUCGCUACUAUCAUCCUUUCUUCGGUUUAUACCAGAUUCCUCUUCUUUAUACCAUCCUUCGUUGCGUAUUCGCUCAAAAUGGUUGACGCAGGCCUUCCAGCGGGCUGGGAAGUCCGUCACUCCAAUUCCAAAAACCUGCCGUACUACUUCAAUGCUUUGACGAAAGAGUCGCGCUGGGAACCCCCGGCCGACACCGACACUGAGAAGCUAAAAAUCUACAUGGCCACGCACCACAGCGCCCCUGCUGCCAACGCAUACAGUGCUGGCCACGGAGAGGGCAAGAUACGAGCAAGCCAUCUGCUCAUCAAGCACAGAGACAGCAGACGGCCCAGUAGCUGGCGGGAGGCAGAGAUUACAAGGUCCAAGGAGGAGGCAUAUGAGAUCCUGCGUGCCCAUGAGAAGCGUAUCCAGUCGGGCGAGGCUAGUCUGGGGGACAUCGCUGUUUCCGAAUCGGACUGCAGUAGUGCUAGGAAGAAGGGUGACCUCGGUUUCUUCGGACGAGGUGAGAUGCAGAAAGAGUUUGAAGAUGCCGCAUUUGCUCUUCAGCCGGGCCAGGUGAGCGGCAUCGUGGAGACUGCAUCUGGUCUUCACCUGAUUGAGCGAGUUCAGUAGAGACAGCAUAUAAGUCCUUUUCGGUGUAUUUAGUGAUGUGACAUGAAAAAAUCAAUAUGUCCAGCUGGCAAUUGAUCCGCAUCUGCAAUCAUGAAGAGCUAUCUUUUCCUAUGACUUUCGAUCGAAAUAUUAAUAUACAUACUUUCUCAUGUUCUCUCUCUGUAGGGUUCGACGUUGCAAUGUAUACUUAUCAAGAAGCCAACGAGCUAUUCUCAUUUUUAUACGGCACU
Messenger RNA from Paecilomyces variotii, 905 nucleotides. RefSeq names its product peptidyl-prolyl cis/trans isomerase. The record is from RefSeq and is a predicted model, not a curated record. Gene Ontology annotation, molecular function: protein binding; peptidyl-prolyl cis-trans isomerase activity. The transcript has 4 exons. Gene Ontology annotation, cellular component: cytosol; nucleus. Lineage: Eukaryota; Fungi; Ascomycota; Eurotiomycetes; Eurotiales; Thermoascaceae. Bases 142 to 675 code for a protein of 177 amino acids.